This is a messenger RNA of Fonsecaea erecta, 1626 nucleotides long. RefSeq lists its product as hypothetical. The coding region runs from base 1 to 1626 and encodes 541 amino acids. The transcript is spliced from 3 exons. Lineage: Eukaryota; Fungi; Ascomycota; Eurotiomycetes; Chaetothyriales; Herpotrichiellaceae. The record is from RefSeq and is a predicted model, not a curated record. Gene Ontology annotation, biological process: siderophore biosynthetic process.
AUGGUUCAGCACGUCUAUCUGCCCAAUGGGCAGAUAUACACAGUCACCCCUGUCUUCGGAGGCUUCACCUUCAAAUCGACCAACCUCGAUCUGCAUCACUCGGCAAUGCCUCCGGGAUGGACCGUCAUCCUCCAGACCGAAGACCAGGUGGAGGACGAAGAGCGUCGAAGCAGUAGAGUGGCAGUCAAUGCAAGCGGAGACACGGAAGAGGCAGGACACAAACAUACCGUUGCGCACCGAUUUACCAGGCCCACCAUCCAGAGCGACUCCCUCUUUAUCUCGUCCAUUUCCAUGCCCUCGAGUUCAGACUUCAAGAACACCGCCUCGCCGACCCGACAUAUUGCGAUGAUGCUGUGGGCGACUUUGUGCUGGUACUUUCACAAGGAGCCUCCGAAUCCGCACACCCUGACCGAGGCGUCUGCACUGACCCCCGAGGCAGGGCGGCCGAAGCGCGAUUGGCGCAUCAAGAUCAAAAGAGAAGGCAUUUUUAAAGGGAAGAACACACUGCAGAAGCUUGAACGAAUGGGCCUGAUAGCCAGUGAGGACUCCUGCGUGGGCACCGAUAUGAACACUCGCUUGCCCGGCGGUUGGGCGGAGACCUUUGUGAGCAGGAAGUCCUUCUGGCAGAUUGAUGCACGCAUUUUCCUCUUCACAAUGGCACCUCAGUCGCACUCGCCGUUUCCUCAAGCUUCGCCUUACCCUUCCCGCCCGUCGUCUCCAGACCGGACGGUCCCCGAACGCGGCUCACCUCGACCUACCGACAUUGUGACCACCGCAGCACUAUCAGACACCUUCAGUCCAGGAAUCUCGUCACCCGGAGGCCCUUUCAACUCUGGAAGUCAUCUGCCGACGUUCUACCCUCCUCCACCGACUCAGUAUACCUUCACCAACCACAUCCGCCAUCCGAUACGCCCCAAGCCACCUCGGCAGGGUGAGACAUUUUACACUCGCUACAUUCCGAGUCUUGGUCAAUGGCUUUCCUUCCGGGUACCAACCCUGUCUCCCAAGCCAAGUCCUCCACCUUACUUUAUGCCUGCAUCAUCCUCUAUGCCCACAGUGCUGCCGAGCCACCCAGCGGCCGUGUCCAUUGCGACAUUGCCGACCAUGGAUAACUUCCUGGACCGGCCAUCUGACCUCGACUUGCUUCACAAGUGGAUGAACAACCCCCGGGUUAAUGCGGCAUGGGGUGCAGCUGGCCCGCUAAACACGCAGCACAAGUUUUUGAUUGAUGGUCUGCAAAGCCGACAUUCGUUCCCUGUCUACGGCUGUUGGGACGGCAAACCCUUUGGCUAUUUUGAGAUAUAUUGGGUGAAGGAGGACCGAUUGGGCCGACUCCUCGGCGGAGAAGUUGGCAAUUACACGCGCGGAUUGCACGUGUUGAUUGGGGAGGACGAAUUCCGAGGCCCGCACCGAGUCAAGGUCUGGUUGUCCGCGCUGGUGCAUUAUUGCUUCCUGGCGGAUUCUCGAACCGAGACUGUGAUGUUGGAGCCGCGGAUCGAUAACACAAAAUUUAUCAACUACCUGAAAGAGGCUGGAUUCUACAAGCAGGGCGAGGUCACCUUCCCCCAUAAACAGUCAGCCGUCAUGAAGAUUGACCGAGAAUCUUGGGAAGCGCCCGAGCUCUAG